Molecule: messenger RNA, 774 nt
Organism: Sphenostylis stenocarpa
Lineage: Eukaryota; Viridiplantae; Streptophyta; Magnoliopsida; Fabales; Fabaceae
Source: the annotation of a GenBank genome assembly
AUGGCCGCCAUAAUUUCGCGAAGGCUAAGGUUAACCUUAACCUCCUCGCUCCUUAAACACUCCCAUUUUUUUUCAUCUUCUUCAACCACUUCGAUUUCCAAAAACCCUAACUUUCCAGUUUUCAAACCCUCCCAAAUCCCACUCUCUCCUGUUAUCCCCUUCAGGUUUCUCUCAUCAAAACAAUUUUCCUCUCCUCCUCCUCCUCAUCAUCAUCAUCAUCAUCAUCAUCAUCAUCCUUCUUCUUCAUCUUCGUCUUCUUCUUCUUCAGAUUCCGAAGAUGCCCGCAAGCCCACUCCAAGCCCAAGCCCAUACCCAAGCCAAAACCCAAACUUCAAGCACCAGGAGAUCGAAGGUCCCACAGUGGAACGAGACCUCUCCCCACUGGCGAACGAGACGCGCGUGGUUCUGGAAAGCAUGAUGAGGAACAUGUACAGGUUAAGCCAGGUGCUGGCGGCGAUGGGUCUGGUUCACCUCACUCUCGGGGCUUGGUUGACGUACCUGACGAAAUCGGAGCCCGUAACGGCGGUGUCGGUGCAGAGUCUUGUGGCGUUCGCGUUCCCGUUCUCGUUGGCGUUCGUACUGCGGCGCGCGUUGAAGCCGAUACACUUCUUCAGGAAGAUGGAGGAGCAAGGAAGGUUGCAGAUCCUCACGCUCACGCUCCAAACUGCGAAGCAAUUGAACGCGCUGUUUGGUAGGGUUCGUGCGGUUUCGCUGCUAUGCAUUUUUGGUGUUGCUGUUGGGGUGGGGAUUGAAGCGGCUUCCAAAUUUACCUGA